CCCAAUUCCGCCGUCCAAUUCGAGUAAUCGUUCUUUUCCCGAUUCAAAACACCGGGACCCUACUGCAUUAUUGCACUCACGACAGCCUGCCACGCCACACCACCGACCACCACACAGGUGCCUUGUACUCAGGAUGUUAUCAGCUGUAGCUCGACGUGCUCUCACAGGGGCCAUCCAGGUAGUGAGAGGCUGCGGUUUUCUUUCUAGUCCAGCCAUGGUGCCUCGUUCUGGGCAUCAGACGCUAGCGGCAGCCCCUCUCCCUGCUGUCCAGGGGAGUCCAGGGGUUAGGCAAGCACAGGUACUGGAUCACAAGAGGAUGCUGCAGGUGGAAUGGGAUGAUGGGAGUUGUAGUUUGUAUCCAUUUGCUUGGCUCAGGGACAACUGUCAGUGUCCUCUGUGCACCCUGCAGUCAGCGCAGGCACGGAGCCUGCUGCUUACCGAUCUUGAUGUGCACACUGGCAUGGACCAAGUGCAGCUCUCUGACAACAGCAAGGUCUGUAUCACAUGGCCAGAUCAUCACAGAAGUGAGUUUGAACCUGAAUGGUUGAGGAAAAGGUGUUUCUCGCCGGAGGCGCGGCAGGCUCGGCAGGAGAAGCUCUUCCUUAACGAACGGGAGUUCUGGGACUCAGGCCUGCAGAUUCCUAUGGCUGACUACGAGGAGGUCCUCCAUGACGAUAAGGCUGCUCUGGCCUGGCUGAUGGCUCUGAGGCGAGUUGGCAUUGUCUACCUCAAGGGGGCAUCACUGGAGCAGGGCCAAGUGGCCAGGCUCAGUCAGAGAAUUGGCUUCCUCAGAUUGACCUUCUAUGGGCACACAUGGCAAGUACAGGAUAAACCCUCGGCAAACAACGUAGCGUACACCUCCGGCAGACUGAGCCUGCACACGGACUACCCCGCUCUGCACCAUCCUCCAGGGGUGCAGUUCCUGCACUGCCUUCAGCAGUCCCAGCAGGGCGGCGAGAGUGAGGUGGUGGAUGGCUUCCACAUGGCUGAGCUGCUGAGGAGAGAGGCUCCAGAGGCCUUCGGCAUACUCUCGUCCCUCUGGGUGGACUUCACCGACACGGGCUCUGACUACUGCGACUUCUUUGUGCAGUCCAAGAACCGCAUCAUAGACGUGGACGGUGAGGGCCGGGUGACGCGGAUCAACUACAAUAACGCCACACGUGACUCCACCCUGGACGUCCCUCUGGACCAGGUCCAGCCAUUCUAUUCCUCCCUGAAGACCUUUGUGGAAGUGAUGAACCGGCCGGAGAACGUGUUCGCCUACAGGAUGGAGCCAGGAGACCUGGUGACCUUUGAUAACUGGCGUCUACUGCAUGGACGCAAGAGCUACGUCUCUAACUCUGAGUGCUUGAGACACCUGGAGGGGGCGUACCUGGACUGGGACGAGGUGAUGUCCCGCCUGCGGAUCCUCCGCAAGCAGGUCUACGGAGACAGCUAGACCUCCCUCGGCUCAGUGCCAAUCCACUGUGCUGCACAGGGCUAUAGACCAGCCAGAAUUGUCUUUUUGCCAUUUCUAAGAGCAGCUAGAGGUAAAUCAUUUAGCACUUAAGUCUGCCACCAGAUGUAGCUCUUACAGGAGAUGGGUAAGGAGUUGUACAGGAGAUAGAUGUUUACAUUGCUGGAUCAUCACUGGCUAGCAUUCAUGUCCACUCAACUCAAGUUUUCUCUCUAUUUUGGUUUCUCUUUGGGUCUGUAGCCUUGGCCAAUAAAAUAAUUUCUGGCAUAAUUAGAAAAAGGUCCAUGAGGGGAAAAAAAAAACAAAAAAGUUUUUUCUUUUUUUAAAAUCAUAUCUUAGAGUGAUGACACAAGCAUUAGUAGACAGCAAUAUACUUUAAAAUAUAGAGGAGAUGGGACAUCCGAUGUAGGAGAAUGGCUAUCAGCACUUAUGAAUUUUUCUCCGUAGCACUAAUUGCACAUUUGAAACAGCCCAAGUAGACUGUACUUACAUGACGGUGCAACACAUUUAACGGAUGCUGGUGUAUGUAUAGUUUAGUAUAUACACUCCAAAAACUCCUAAGCUAUUUUCCCAUUUUCACUAUAUUCAGUAGAAAUGAUAAUCAGUAAUUAUCAAGAUUAUGUAAGGGAAUUUGCUUAAUUUUUAUUUAUUCCAGAGCAAAAUUUGGAAUUUGUCUUGGACUAGAUUACAGAUUUUUAAAAUCUGUUAUUAUAUUUCUAUUCCAUUUCCCUUGAUCUUAACUGUGAAUGCAAUAACUGCACUUCGAUACUUAUGAAAACACAGUGGGAAGAUGGCAGCCCCUGAACUCAGAUAUCUGAGUUAGUCUUAGAACUCAGAUAUCUGAGCUAGUCUUAGAACUCAGAUAUCUGAAUUAGUCUUAGAAACACUCAUGCAUUCUAUUUCUUAAUUUCAUGACUGGAGGUCCCACGUAAUAAUUAUUUAGAAGUAGUCAAAACGUUGUGUAAUUAUGUGACAAGUAUCUGUGCUUUACAUGUUUGUUGGCAAUUAUUUAAGGAAAUCAAAGUAUUUUUAUUUAAAUUUAGAAAAAUUAAAAAAUAGAAAAAACCCAGCAUCUGAAUGAAACUUGCAACGCUUGCAGUGCCUUUUAUUAUUAACAUAACUGCAACUUCAAUGCAAAUACCAACAGAAAAUUGCUGUUGUAAGAAAUGCAAUUUUUAAAUGUUUAAUUUCUUUACAUGAAAUGUAAAGUACAUUUCUGGGUGCUCUAACGUUGUCAGCAAUAACUCCUUCGAAUGGUACAAAAUGCUGAAGAUUGGCUCUUUGCUUUCAGUGUGGUUUUAAAAGGUACUUUCCUUAGUGCCUUAAGUACUGUAUGUAGCUAGUGAAGAUUUCUUUGAGCACAAUCAAUGCACAAUCACCUUUUUCAGUUUCAAAUCUGUGUCUUAAACGUGUUAUUUAAAAGUAAUCAGGAUAUGAAGGGAAUCUUACAACACAGGAGAGAAGGCCUUUGAAAUGAACUUAAUCACAUGCCCCAUUACACUGAUUGUACACUUUCCAUUUGUAUGGCAUAAUGUUCUAAUAACACAAUUUAAUUUUGCAUAACUUUUCCAGCCUCUCUCUACCCCUUAGUAAUAAACAUGCUGUUUGUUACUUAGCCAGUAAAGGGUAUACAAGAUAAACGAGCUGUUCUGAUUGGCUGCUUUGUAUUGUGCCUCAUUCAAAAAGCAGUCAGAUCUGAACCUUUUAACUGUGAUGGAUGUGGGCGGGGCUAAACUAUGAAUAGAUGAUGUAUGGAAAUGCGUUUCUUCUCAUGACUUCAGAGAGAACCAAUUUCAAAACUUUUUGUAGCCUAGAUUCUAUAUACAGUUUGAAAUGUAUAGACUUGGGAGUGAAAGGUAUGUUUUGAAAGUUUAACAUUAUUUACAUAUUACUUCAAACUUUUUUAUUUCAGUAAAGUGGUUUUUUUUUUCCCAUGAUGGGAGCCCUUUAACAUGCUGUACCUUUUUAAAAUAAAUCAUCUCAAAACUCAGUGGUGUGUUUGAUCAUGUAGGUGGUUUAA
Electrophorus electricus (electric eel) is the source of this 3476-nucleotide messenger RNA. RefSeq names its product butyrobetaine (gamma), 2-oxoglutarate dioxygenase (gamma-butyrobetaine hydroxylase) 1 (gene bbox1). Lineage: Eukaryota; Metazoa; Chordata; Actinopteri; Gymnotiformes; Gymnotidae. Gene Ontology annotation, biological process: carnitine biosynthetic process. Gene Ontology annotation, cellular component: mitochondrion. The record is from RefSeq and is a predicted model, not a curated record. Gene Ontology annotation, molecular function: gamma-butyrobetaine dioxygenase activity; iron ion binding.